Molecule: messenger RNA, 237 nt
Organism: Gryllus bimaculatus (two-spotted cricket)
Lineage: Eukaryota; Metazoa; Arthropoda; Insecta; Orthoptera; Gryllidae
Source: the annotation of a GenBank genome assembly
AUGAUUGAUUCAUUUUGGGGAGAAAUAGACAGUGAAAGAAGUGAUAGUGACUUUGAUGUUGAUGACAAUGAUGGUGAUAGUGUGCCAACUUGUGCAGAAGUAGUUUGUGCAAUAAACACGAUAAAAAAAUACAUUUUUGCAGCUGAUGGUGACUUUAAUAGGUUUGGUCAUGUAUAUGAACUUGAAGAAAAAUUGAAAGACUUCACCAGAAGAAGGCUAAAUGGUCAACAAUAUUAG